Molecule: messenger RNA, 972 nt
Organism: Brenthis ino (lesser marbled fritillary)
Lineage: Eukaryota; Metazoa; Arthropoda; Insecta; Lepidoptera; Nymphalidae
Source: the annotation of a GenBank genome assembly
AUGGAAGAAUUGUGGAAGGAUACAAAUAUAUUUUACAACGUUUUGUGCUUUCUGAUCACCGAGAAUGAGAAGCUUUUUGAUAGAAGCGAUUCAAAUUUGUAUUGGAGGACUGUUUUUCAUAUUUUUGGCAUUCUACAUCACACCUACGUAGGGAUUUCUGGAACAACAUUUGGCAUUGAAAAUAGUAAAAUACCCGAUAUUCGUAUGUUAUAUACGUAUCGUGCUGGAUAUCUAACUGGGUGGAACUUCGUCUUCCAAACGAUUUUUCUUGGAAUAUCUCUUACUCAUGACGUGUUAGAAUGGCUCGAUAAGGACAAAAGCAGCUUGGGUGAGAAGAUAAAAUACUGGCGAGAUGUUAUCUUCUGUGGCAUGGUGGUGCCGUGCACUUUGUUUGUCACUACAAUGUUUUGGUGUGUAUACGCAAUAGACAGGGAACUGGUGUUCCCGCAGAUAUAUGACCAGGUCGUCCCCUGGUGGUUUAAUCAUUGCGUCCAUACAAAUAUUACCAUUGUAAUUCUUGUCGAGACAUUACUCCAAGCCAGAAGAAAACCUACAGACAUGAAGCUAGAACUGAUCUUAUAUGUGGUCAUUGCGAUAGUUUAUGCUAUAGUGUACUACACCAUCUACUUCACCACAAACCGUUGGUUGUACCAAGUCUUUGGAACGAUGAAUUGGUGGCAAGUGUGCUUAUAUCAACUAGCAAUAUGGGGUAUGAUGUAUAUUUUCUACAGAAUACAGUUUCCAGUAAAUAGAAUUUUCCACGGUAAAGAAGAAAAUGUUGAAAGUAACGAACAAAACGAACAAAUGGACAAAAAUGAUGAAAGCAGUAUUAAACUUAAUGAAAAUACAAAGAUUGAUGAUACAAAAGAGAACGGUAAAGUCAUUACUGAUUUGAAAACGCCACCGUUCUCAACGAAAUCUUGGAGCAUAAAAUUUAGAAGUAUUAAGAAUCAAUUCGAAAAUUCCCGAUUG